Fusarium coffeatum is the source of this 1242-nucleotide messenger RNA. RefSeq lists its product as uncharacterized. NCBI's taxonomy places the organism in Eukaryota, Fungi, Ascomycota, Sordariomycetes, Hypocreales, Nectriaceae. Gene Ontology annotation, cellular component: endoplasmic reticulum membrane. The transcript is spliced from 3 exons. The record is from RefSeq and is a predicted model, not a curated record. The coding region runs from base 1 to 1242 and encodes 413 amino acids.
AUGACUGUCGCGGCACCUCACGACCUGCCCGAAUUUCUGAAGCCUCUUUGGGCUUGGAUUGAGGCAACGCCUGUUUACAUCCUGAUCGUGCUCUUCCUCGGCUUGAUUUCACUGGCUGUUUUCGAGCUCUAUGUCAUUCUCCAUCUCGUCGCCCCAAAGCCUCGUCCCGUCCACCCCUCCGAGAAGCAGUACAUCACAUCCCACCCUACCGGACGAACACAGCCUCAACCUCUACCAUGCUGGUACGACCGCUGGCUUGCAGAGCGCCAGGCCAGCGAGCAGUCCAUCAAACCUUCCGAAGCCUAUCCCACUCCCGACGCUGGCAACAUUGAACCUGCCCAAGUACGCCUGAGCGUCGUAUUCCCAGCCUACAACGAAGAAGACCGCGUUAUCCCUACUCUUGAGGAAGCUGUCGCUUACCUUGAUGAGCACUUUGGCCGUACCACAGGUCCUGGAACAAGCGCGACGAACCCAGCGUCUAAGCGACACACCCGAAGCGCUGCUAAGGAGGACCUCGGAGGUUACGAGAUUUUGGUAGUCGAUGAUGGAAGCAAGGACAAGACCGUUGAUGUUGUUCUCCAAUUCGCUCAGGAUAACGGUCUGCAUGACAUUCUGAGGGUUAUCUCGCUUGCGCGCAACAGAGGCAAGGGCGGAGCAACUACUCAUGGUUUCCGACAUGUGAGAGGCGAAUAUGUCCUGUUUGCUGAUGCCGAUGGAGCUUCACGCUUCUCUGAUGCCGGCAAGCUCAUCGAAGGAUGCGAGGAAGUUGUUGAUGGAUCGCACCGUGGCGUUGCCAUCGGCAGUCGUGCCCAUCUUGUUGGCAGUGAGGCCGUCGUCAAGCGAUCGGCUCUGCGAAACUUCCUCAUGCGAUCUUUCCAUCUCGUCCUCAUGAUCCUCACACCCCCAGCAACAUCCCGCAUCCGCGACACCCAGUGCGGUUUCAAGCUCUUCUCCCGAGAAUCACUCCCUCACAUCAUCCCCUACAUGCACACCGAGGGCUGGAUUUUCGACAUUGAGAUGCUCAUGCUCGCCGAGUCAGCCCCCGCAACACCAGUUCUCGGCCACGACGGCAGUGUUAUUGGCACUAGUCCUGGCAUCAAGGUUGCCGAGGUGCCAAUCGAGUGGCAUGAGGUGGGUGGAAGUAAGCUCAAUGUCAUCCAGGACAGCAUCAAGAUGGCUCUUGGUCUUGCGGUGCUACGGGCCAGCUGGAUGUUUGGUGUCUAUCGACGAAGAUUGACAUAG